This is a messenger RNA of Hibiscus syriacus, 547 nucleotides long. RefSeq lists its product as uncharacterized. The transcript has 3 exons. Bases 112 to 348 code for a protein of 78 amino acids. The record is from RefSeq and is a predicted model, not a curated record. NCBI's taxonomy places the organism in Eukaryota, Viridiplantae, Streptophyta, Magnoliopsida, Malvales, Malvaceae.
CAUCUAUUUUUCUUAUUUAUAUUAUAUUUGACUGAAAACUGAUAAUUGAGUUUCGAAUCCUCUCUCUCCUUAACCAAGUUAGGGUUCAUAUUCACGCCGAAUCGAUCAGAUAUGGGAGGAGGCAAUGCACAAAAGUCGAAGAUGGCGCGUGAAAAAAAUCUCGAGAAGGCUAAAGCCGCUGCAAAAGGAAGCCAGCUAGAAUCAAACAAGAAAGCUAUGUCGAUUCAGUGCAAGGUUUGCAUGCAGACAUUUAUUUGCACGACGUCUGAGGUGAAGUGCCGGGAGCAUGCCGAAGCAAAGCAUCCAAAAUCCGACGUGUAUGCAUGUUUCCCUCAUCUGAAGAAGUGAGGUAGCUGGAUCAAAUAUAAUGUGCCUACUUUUAUGUAGACUUUUAAUUUGGAUAUUAGUAGUGUAAAAGCCUCCAUCAUGAUUUAUAGAUGCUAGGGACGAUUAGUUCAUUCCUGCAUGAAGCGUUGUUUAUUUAGCUUUGUUUCUGGAAAACUGCCUCGUUGUUUUCUCCCAUAAAAUACUAUACAUUUGCAUGCCA